ACGAACAACGAUCUCCACUCGCUGAAAUACGACAUAACAAUUACGCGUAUACCUUAACGAAUGAAAAAAUGGAACAUCUGCUGUAAUCAAGCGCAUUUGCGGUGAGCGUCGAUCUGUAAAAAGUUCGUUUUUUUUCUCUUAGUUUACGACGCUUAUUGCGGUCGGAAUGAAAUCAUGACCGAUCGAGAGGUCAAUCAAGCACGACUAUAAAAUACACACGAACGUCUUCCAAUGCAAAUUCAGUCCCCGGCGCAUGAUCUCAUGCUUCAACUCCCGGGAGCCAAUCAAUCGCAACGAUCUGCGCGAUACGAUUCAAUAUAAAAUCGGCCGUAUUUAACACUCUAUGCGCUGCAUUGACCUUCGUCGUUAAUUCAUUAUCGAUGGCAGCUGCUGCCGCACGUUUGCCAUUUCCUUCUCUCUGAAUUUUGCGCAAAAAUAGCGACGUGAUUCGCUUCGUCGAAAUUUAACGAUCCAUCACGAUUUUGAGUUUACAACCGUACUGAAGCUAUAUACAGGUGUUACAUAAUAUCGCCGACGAGACAUCCGCAAAACAGAAUAGUCCGAGGGAUUUCCAUAAGCUCCGCGAUUACGCGUAUCGAUUCGCUCGAAAGAUUUACGCCGUUUAAGGGAUAUAUCGAUGCAUCGCGCGGCGAUACGAUAAAGCACAACAAAAGGCAAAAAGCACUCUCGGGGGCAUAUCUCGCUCGCGGCGCGCGUUAUCGAAGGAGAUAUUCAUUGUCGAUUAUUGAAAUCAUGCGGAAGACGAUCCCUCGCGGGAUACUUUAGAGCAGGUGAUUUACACGUAUUCAUUCCCCGGAGAGAGAGAGAGAGAGAGAGAGAGAGAGAGAGAGAGAGAGAGAGAGAGAGAGAGCUCACAGGGGCUGAAUGGAGGGAUCCCAUAGUACUCUCCACUUAGCUGCACUCUAUAUAUUACGAAACCCACUCUCUCUCUCUCUCUCUCUCUCUCUCCCUUUAGACAAGGUGAACCUCGAUUAAACUGUCAUUUACCGGGCGUGCAAUUUGUCCCGACGAGUUUGCGCGACGAUGACGACGAGGGCGAAGAAGAAGCCAGCCAACUUAUCGAGGAAUAAUGAGACAGCUAAAUGUCCGCCAUCCGCUCUCGUGUAACGCUAUAUAUAAAUCCAUACGUAUAUCCAUUAUGUAUCUCUUGGAAAAUAAUCGAGCGAAGGAAAAAUCGCGAUGAUCGCCGAGAGACAUGCCUCAAUGCUCUCAGCGCGCAUCAUCGCGAGAGUAUAACACAGGGUAUAGUACACGAACGUCCUCCCUCUCUCGAUUUUUUUAUAUGUCACUGGGUCAAGAGCCUUUCCAUUUCGCCCACAAGCUAGUGCAGCACUUUCGUUCCGCACUUGCGUUAAACGCACGCAUGGAUAAAAGUCGCGCGCAAUUAGCUCUUUCUCUCUGCGCCGCGGGGAAGUGAGUCUCCCCAGACGAGAGACGAAGAAGAAGGAGGCUGUGCACGCGAAUGAGAUAUAAAAUACGAUCGACCUUCAGAGAGAACGCGGCAGGUGAUCGACCUUUGGGAUCUCUCCUCUGCACAGCCUUAUACACUCUCUCGCUCGCGCUUCACUUUCCUGCAACCGUGAGCGCACUCGCAGCCCGCAGUGCUAUGUCUUAUAGUCCUCUCCGCGUAACUCAAUCGAUCGCGAGUACAGCGCUGCUCUCUCUCCCUCCUGACGAUCGUGAUUUCUCGGAUCUGGAUAGCGAGAUCUUUAGUCGUCGCUGAAUGGUGCAGUGUCAAUGCCACCGUAAUGGCUGCGCCGCUGCUGCAAUCUAUUGUUUAACCAUUGUGGCUUGUACAUAGCCACUCUGCGUGUAUAUAGGGGGACUGGGAACUUUAGUUAUCAUGACGCUGCGGUAUGUUAUUUCCAAAAGGAUUUUAUAGAUCGGCAGAUUGUUUCUUACCGAUCGCCGGGACUGACAAAUUGUCCUGCGUUUUCGAACCGUGUCUUUCGCUACACUACAUAUACCGAUCACUUAACGAUCGCGCGAUGACGCAUUGCACGAUAUUCGAAUUAUUUCGUUAAACGCGCCUACGUAGCUAUUCACCGAAGCACCUAGCUCUCGGCUUAUCAGAGAGGACAAAGAGACGAGAGAAAAAUCGGGCUACAGGAAAACAAACGAUAUUGUGACGUUGCGAAGCAAUUAGUAGCAUUGAUCGUGGACGAGAGGAACGAGAAGAAGGACGAUCGAAGCGUGACAGUAAGCGACCAUGAAAUCAGAUAGAUUCUCCCACGAAUCCACUUGGGAUUAUAUCGGAAAGAGAUCGGAAUAGCGACGCGGACUAGCAACAGCGGAUGCGGUAAGAGGCAAGCAUCAAGGAAUUUCAGCCAAUGACUGAUUUAAACGGAAAUCAAGGGUGAUUCGGAGAAAUGAAGACUGCUCGCUCGAUACCUUUCUAUUAUACGAUAUACAUAUCCUGGUUGCUGGCGAUAAUUGGCGUAAUGAGCGCGAUUUUUUUGAAAACAAAAUCGGUAGCAGAUUAUACUCGUGUAAAUUCAACGUACAUUGUAAUUUAGAGGCCGGUAUCAGGCAAACAAAAUGUUUGCAUGUCUCGAAGGUGUAUGUACGCAGUGCUGGCUUUUACGUACGUCACUUCGUUUGUGAAUAUGUGUUCAUGAUUACAUGAAGGUUAAUGUAUCUAUGCGUUUGCUUCAACAAUAAACCUUGCACGUACACGCCGCGUUUACGUGCAUCCGAUUUAUAUUAAUUGAGGAAUUGAAUUCGAUAAUUUUACAAUUAUUUCGAUGAUCUCUCAUAAAAUUAAAAUAGACGUUUUCAAGUAUUGUUUAUACAAAAAUUUAAAAGUCAUUAGACUAUUGAAUGCAUAAAUAUUCGUAAGAAUACAGUUAUGGUAAAAUAAGAAAGAAAUAGAAAAAUUUUCAAAAACUUACAGCGGUUUUUUUACGACACAGCCAACAUUUAAAUUUAUGUUACCGGAUAAGACGCAGUUGGCAUUGUUUAAACUAAAUACAAAUAUACCACAUCCUGAUUAUUGUAUUACCGAUUUCGGAACCAAAAUUGUAUAUUGACUUUUUUAUCCGGCGCUUACACCUGAAGUACUAAUAUUAUCGUUCAUUCAUACCGUUCUUUAAAAUUUAUCAUCAUUAUCUCCCUACGAUGGCGCUACUCUCGCGGUAUAUAUAUAUCACAGUCCCUCGCCGAUUCAGCACGCGACAGCGUGUACAGAGAAUUAAUUCGCUUUUUUCGUCUGCGUUGAUUCGGUUACUUAUGGAUCAGUCCGUAAUCGUCGUUGAUUAGUGUGAGAAUUGAUAUGAAGAUUGUUUAAAUAAAUUAUAUUGUUCGUUUUCAUCUUCUAUCAUCAUCAUGUGGUGCUUCUAUUUAUUUCUGUCGACGUUCUUUCUCUUUUCCAGUGCACAUCCGCAUGCGCAGUCCAAUGCGGGGCAUGAAACUGAAAUGAUUCCUGAUACGCCUGAAGGCAUCUACAUAGCAUCAACACCUGGUACUUACUCGUACAGAGCAACGAACAAGGAGGGCAAGGUUACAGGAUUUUAUUUACUGGCUGACGCUGCCGAUCGGAUUAAAAUCACUUUUACCCAAUUCGAUGUUCCAUGUGGGGAGAAUAGCGAAACUGGUAGCUUAGUUCAGUACACUGAUGGCUGGGAAUUGAACCGUCAAGUAUUUCCAAUCACAGAGAGCCAUCCCGAUCCUAAGGUUACUGAGUUUUGUUCGAACAAUCCACCUGGUGAGAGGACUUUUGUCAGUUCGCAAAAUGGAGCUUUGAUAACGUUCAAGAUCUUUGAGGUUGACAAAGGAUUCACUGUAAAGGUGGAACAUCAAAAGCAUCCUUCCCCCUGUAAUGUGAUUUCCAAUGGCGAGCCUUACGUUGUUUUGAGGAAUCAUGGAAGCAAAAUAAAUUGCUCUUAUUGGUUCAUAAGCAAAGCGAAGGUUACCUUGAAUUCCUACAGUAUUGGCAAUUCACAAUCAAGCGAUGACACUUCGGUCAAGUGUUCCGAUCGUAUUGAAAUUGGAGGAAGUGACGGUCUGGAUCCUGAUAGCAUCGAACUGUUGGAUACCGUCUGCAAUAACUCGAAUGAUAAGACAGAAAAACUGAUCAAUUGUUCAACAACAACCAUUAAGCUAGUAUCAAGUGGAGCUUACGAAAACUAUCUUAACGUUACAAUCGAACCUGUUGAUCCAGAGGAACCAAUCAGCAACACCAAGUAUCGAUGUCAUCAAACGGCCAAAUAGAGAAGAAGAAGAAGAUCUGUAAACUUGUAUAGUCUAUUAAAAAAACUUUAUUUACAUCGGGCGAUGGAAUUUCGCGAUGCUUUUAGACUAAAACUAUAAUUAAAUUUCAAACGCGAGAUCUCUUAUUCUUGAUACUUGUAUACCUCGUUAUUAGAUAUAUACCAUAAUUAAAAAGCUUAAUUAAAUCACAAAGUAAAGUAGUCUAUAGGUAAUGCGCAAAGCGACGCAGUGUUUUUCAAUCGUAACAGAGUGUCUAACUCAGCAUUUAUUUUCAAAUUAAAUUCUUUCCCACCAGAA
Nasonia vitripennis (jewel wasp) is the source of this 4527-nucleotide messenger RNA. It is a transcript of the gene crh-BP, whose product is annotated as corticotropin-releasing factor-binding protein. The coding region runs from base 3346 to 4230 and encodes 294 amino acids. Lineage: Eukaryota; Metazoa; Arthropoda; Insecta; Hymenoptera; Pteromalidae. Gene Ontology annotation, biological process: negative regulation of corticotropin secretion; hormone-mediated signaling pathway; negative regulation of corticotropin-releasing hormone receptor activity. The record is from RefSeq and is a predicted model, not a curated record. Gene Ontology annotation, molecular function: corticotropin-releasing hormone binding. The transcript has 7 exons.